AUGGCUGGUGCUUGUGACUGGCCGCUCGGUCAUGGUGUGAGCCGGCCGACAGCCUUUCUUCUCGGGUGGCUUUGGCGAGAUCCCAAUGGUGACCUCGCACCUGAGGCUCUUCUGCAAAGGCUGCAUCCCACGUUGCGAGCAGAGAUCUUCAAGAGGCCCCGCUUGAAGAAAUCUUUCGAGGAUGACAUCCAGGCUGUCUUCAAUGCCUACAAGAACCAGGCUUCAGUCGACGAGUUUCGGGAACUAGUGGAUGGGCGUCUCGGACGGGUUGCUCUGCACUCAUUAGAACGCUCAAGGUGUUUCGUUGGCAUGCUGUAA
Symbiodinium pilosum is the source of this 318-nucleotide messenger RNA. The record is from the annotation of a GenBank genome assembly. NCBI's taxonomy places the organism in Eukaryota, Dinophyceae, Suessiales, Symbiodiniaceae.